This is a messenger RNA of Halichondria panicea, 3070 nucleotides long. Its product is annotated as N-alpha-acetyltransferase 15, NatA auxiliary subunit-like. NCBI's taxonomy places the organism in Eukaryota, Metazoa, Porifera, Demospongiae, Suberitida, Halichondriidae. Gene Ontology annotation, biological process: N-terminal peptidyl-methionine acetylation. Gene Ontology annotation, cellular component: NatA complex; cytoplasm. The transcript has 20 exons. Gene Ontology annotation, molecular function: protein binding. The record is from RefSeq and is a predicted model, not a curated record. Bases 247 to 2952 code for a protein of 901 amino acids.
AGGGCUCUUGCAAACACGUGCAAAUCCAUGUGGAUGUUGAGCUACUAGCUACAGUCUAGUCUAGUAGUACAUGAGUGGCUGGCUGGCUAGCUCUAUAGUAGGCUCAAUAAUUUACCUCUGAUGCCAGUUGAAAUAUCAGACUAUCCGGUUGGUUUGAAAAGAAGAAGCUCCAGUUAUCUUUGGGAUUUGGAAGCUUCCUAUAACAUUUGAGCUCCUAUCAACUACUUACAGUGCAUACUACUAGUGAUGUCUGCGGCAUCCAGUAAUCAGCAGUUGCCUCCAAAGGAGGCAGGCAUUUUCAAGAAGAUUGUGCGUUGCUAUGAAUCUAAGCAGUACAAGAACGGACUCAAAUUCUCUCGGCAGAUCCUCUCCAAUCCAAAAUACAGUGAUCAUGGAGAGACACUGGCCAUGAAGGGUUUGUUGCUAAGCUACAUGGGAAGAAAGGAGGAAGCAUUCGAGUAUGUGCGUAGAGGGCUGAAGAACGACUUGAGGAGUCACGUCUGUUGGCAUGUGUAUGGACUACUUCAGCGAAUGGAGAAGAAAUAUGAUGAGGCAAUAAAGUGUUAUAGAAAUGCUUUGAAGUGGGACAAGGAAAAUGUUCAGAUUCUGAGAGAUCUCUCCUUGUUGCAGAUACAAAUGAGGGAUGUCGAGGGAUUCAGGGACACUCGCUACCAGCUGCUUAAAGUGAGACCUGCCCAACGGACCUCUUGGGUUGGUUAUGCCCUUGCCUACCACCUGCUUAAAGACUACCCAAUGGCUCUCAAGGUGGUAGCGGAGUACAGGAAGACAAUGGUUGCCAAGGCCAAGCCCCCAGACUAUGAGUACAGUGAGAUGAUACUGUAUGAGGUGCAGUUGAUGCUGGAGGCAGGACUGAAGGAUGAAGCUCUCAAGCACAUGAAGACAUUUGAGAGCAACAUCUGUGACCCUCUCUCAGUUAUGGAGACUCGAGCUUCUGUUUUCAUGGAGUAUGGUCAGAUGAAUGAUGCUGAGGUGAUUUACAAAGAUCUUGUUCACCGGAAUCCCUCCAACUGCUUCUACCUUGAGCAACUAGAGAAAUGCUUAGGAUUGGAUGAUCCUGACUCAAGACUGAAACUCAACACCCAACUGCAGGAGGAGUACCCUCGAUCACAUGUCAUCAGGAGGAUGCCACUUACAUUCACAACAGGUGGCACAUUUCAUACCUUGAUAGACGCUUUCCUCCGCCGGUCUCUGAGCAAAGGUGUUCCCUCUCUGUUUGUCAAUGUGCGACCUUUCUAUAAUAACCCAGAUAAAGUGAAGACUGUUGAGGAGCUAGCAUUGUCUUACUUGAAAUCACUAGAAUCUUGUGGAAGAUUUAGUGAUAAUGGUCCGGAGGAGUCUCCUUGCACUGUUCUAUGGACAAAGGUGUUCUUAGCCCAACAUUUUGACAUAAUUGGUAACUUCGGCCAGGCAAUACAACUUGUUGACCAAGCAAUUGACCACACCCCCACUGAAGUGCAGCUGUACAUGACAAAAGCCCGUAUUCUCAAACAUGCUGGAGAUCUGGCUGAGGCUGCUCGCUUUAUGGAAGAGGCAAGGACCCUGGACACAGCUGACCGUUUUGUCAACUGCAAAUGUGUCAAAUACCUAUUCAGAAUCAAUCAAAUAGACCAGGCAGUGGAGACAGCUGGACUCUUCACUAGGGAGGGGCUCCCCACCCUUCAAACCAUGGACGAGAUGCAGUGUAUGUGGUUUCAGAAGGAGAUGGCAAUGUCUUAUUGGAGGACUGGUCAGCUUGGAGAGGCACUGCAGAAACUCCAUGAGAUGGACAAGCAUUUUAGUGACAUGAUUGACGAUCAGUUUGAUUUUCACACCUACUGUAUGAGGAGGAUCACACUAAGAUCAUACAUCAGCGUUCUGAGGCUAGAAGAUACCAUCAGGAAGCACCCAUCGUAUUUUGAGGCAGCUAAACUGGCUAUUAAGAUAUAUAUCUUCAUCCACGACAAUCCAGAUGCCAAAAAUGCUAAAAUGAAUGGAGAUUCUAACAAUAUCAGUGACUUGACACCCUCUGAGCUUAAAAAGCUGCAAAGAAAGCAGAAGAAAGCUCAGCUCAAAGCUCAAGAAGAGAAAAAAGAGAACAAACCACAAAAGCAACACGAGGAGGAGAAGAAAGGGGAACAGAAGUAUCCAUUCUUUGAUCCAAAAGAGUUACUUGAGACCAAGACGCCUCUUGAACAGGCCCUGAAAUUCCUGUCGCCGUUACGGCUGUUCUCCAGUGGGAGAAUAGAGCCCCACUUACUGGGCUACGCUAUCCAUUCGAGAAGACGAAAGUUUUUGCUGAUGUUACAGUCAAUAAAGAGAGCACAAUGCAUAGAUGCUGAAAAUGGAGAACUACACUUGAACAUCGUAAACUUUGUCGCAGAAGUUGAAAAAAGUCGUGACCGGCUACCUGACCCAAUCCGCACUGUGAUUGAUGAGAGUCUCAGCUUGCUUACACACGGCAACAGUCUCACAGAGCUCAACAGAGAUUUUGUACAAAAACACAAAGAGUCACAUGAGCACUUGAUAUAUGGAGCACAGGCUAUGUUUGCCAUUGAUCCAGCCAACAAAGAUAAGGCGCUAGCGUAUAUUACUGAGCUCUCUGAUAAUAUCCAUGGAAGAAGCCUCAAGUCAUGCAGCCAAGUGUUGGACUUGCUUAAGCAAGGAGUGUUAGGAAAGUGUUCAAAUGAAGUAAUUAUGUUAUACACCCAACAAUGCUCAAAGCUAUUCCCUAUGGCAACUGUGUUCAGACCAGACCCAUCUCCUUCCACACAAUGUACAGACAAGAGUAAAGUGAGCAAACCGGACAAGUUUGGCCGAAAGACGCAGCCUGUUUCCAAUGUUGCAAUGUCUGUUCUGUCUGGUGACAUAAAUGAUGGCUCUGGUGCAUCUGUUUCUAUAAACUCGGUAAACAUUAUAGCAUUAGGUGACGAACGAACUGAUGGACCGGAUUAGGUCUCUUAGCUGUAGGACUUUUGUUAUAGUAGAGUUUAUUUUAUGAGAGAAAGAUGUCUCUAGUAGAUCACAUUGAUUGUGUUGUGUGUUUGUAUAUAAUUGUUGGCCUAAAUAUUAA